GCUGAAGGCCCACUUUGGUUAGCGAACGAACGCGGAGCCUGUAGAUUCUGGGGGGUCCUGCGGUGAAAUCAGCAGACUCUAGUCACCAUGGUUACCGUCGCCGCCGCAGCCGCCAGUUACGACGACGAGGUUCACAGCCGUGCCGCGCUGCGGGAGGCCUUCGGAGACUCAUCAGACAGCGAUUCCGACGCGCCCCGCGGCGCGGCUAGCACCCCGCCGGUUCACGGGGCGGGCCGCGAGCGCUGGAGAUGGGCGGCGGUGGCGGGGGUAAGGGGCCUGUGGCUCUGCGCCGCCUUCCUCUCGCCCGACGAGCAGUCGCGCCUUCUCGCCGCGAUCCAACGAGAAGAAUGGUUCACUGAUGCACACAACCAAGCAAUGAGAUUUGGUGAUCUCCCUCCAUGGGCCGUGGAACUUUCUGCACUUGUUCGGGAAGCUAUUUGCGUUGGUGGUGUUGAUGCUAGUGUUGGCGCUGGGUGGAUGAACGAGGAUGAAGACGCAUGUCCUUUGCCGUCAGAUUUGCUGUGGAGAGAACCGCUUUUUGAUCAACUGAUUGCAAACAGAUACAAGCCAGGUGAGGGUAUUUGUGCCCAUGUUGAUCUCAUGCGCUUCGACGACGGGAUUGUUAUAGUCUCUCUCGAGUCUGCAUGCGUGAUGCGCUUCAGUCAAGAAGGUGCUGCCUGUGAUACGCAAAAGCACGGGGAGAGCGAAUGCACAAACGUCCCCGUCUACCUGAACCCAGGCUCACUUGUCGUAAUGUCAGGCGAUGCACGGUAUCACUGGAAGCAUGAGAUUAAUCGCAAGCCAGGUGCUCAGCUCUGGAACGGGAGUGAGCUUGAGCAGCAUAGAAGAACUUCAGUUACUCUGAGGAAACUCAGGGCUUCUCCCAACUAAAAUUGGCAUUGUUAACAUUUGUUGCAUAAUGUUAUCGUUUUGGCAAUGUUAUACCGAUUAUUUUGCAGUGUAUCAUGGAGAAGUUUAAUUAGUUUGCUACAUACAAUCAGCUAAAUGUUUGUUUUGGGCAUGUGAAUACAGUGCUAUGUAUUUAAUAAAAUAUUGUUGACUGUUUAGAAA
Molecule: messenger RNA, 1071 nt
Organism: Aegilops tauschii subsp. strangulata
Lineage: Eukaryota; Viridiplantae; Streptophyta; Magnoliopsida; Poales; Poaceae
Product: alkylated DNA repair protein ALKBH8 homolog
Biological process (GO): fatty acid metabolic process; DNA damage response
Cellular component (GO): mitochondrial matrix
Source: RefSeq, a predicted model, not a curated record